This is a messenger RNA of Grus americana (Whooping crane), 5114 nucleotides long. RefSeq names its product mitoguardin 1 (gene MIGA1). NCBI's taxonomy places the organism in Eukaryota, Metazoa, Chordata, Aves, Gruiformes, Gruidae. Gene Ontology annotation, biological process: mitochondrial fusion. The coding region runs from base 235 to 2040 and encodes 601 amino acids. The transcript has 16 exons. The record is from RefSeq and is a predicted model, not a curated record.
AUCCCCUGCCGGUCUCCUAGCAGCCGCCGGUGCGGGGAGGGAGCGGCUCGUGAAGGGCUGUGGCUGCUGCCCGUGGCGCCUGCCCCGCUGCUCGGCAGGUAACUGAGGGCGGCAAACCGCAGGGCCGCCGCGCAGCGGGACCCCGCCCGGGCGCAGGGAGAGGGUAUUCCAGAGACCAUCUGUGACUGUUUUCAAGAUAGUUCCACUUAAUGAGGUUAUGGGAGAGAAGGAGCCAUGUCAGAAGAAGCUGUUACUGAGGCACGAUUUUCUCUGAAGGCUGUAGCUUUACGGGUAUUUCAUCUUCCCCUUUAUUGGUAUUGUUCUCUUAACCAGAUAAAGCUUUCCCCUGGAUUAAAGAAGCUUUUCACAGUAACAGCAGUGAGUGCAAUAUCUGUUAUUUUUCUGGCCCAUCAUUUUAAAAGAAAACGUGGAAAGAAAACCAAGAAAGUGCCACCAUGGGAACCAAGUCAUCUAGUAUUAGAGUGUACCAAAGCAGCUGCAUCAGAAAAAGGUUCUAGUUGUUCCAGUAGUCGGCAAAACUUGACUCUUUCUCUGAGCUCUGCCAAGGAAAAAGGAUCUCAGUCUUGUAUCUAUGCAAAUGGGGGACUUUUCAGUAAAUACUCCGGUUCAGUUCAGAGUCUGGUCUCGGUUCAGAGUGCCACCUCUUGUCACAGUUGUGCUUGUGCCAAUUCUAAUUCCUGGGAUAAAGCAGACGAAGAUGAUAUUAAGCUUGUCAAUAUUCCAGUGACCACACCUGAAAAUUUAUAUUUGAUGGGCAUGGAGCUUUUUGAAGAAGCGCUGCGUCGAUGGGAGCAGGCACUAACUUUCCGUAACAGGCAAGUUGAAGAUGAAGCAAGCUGUGGUUCCAUUAAGCUGGGAGCAGGAGAUGCAAUUGCAGAAGAAAGUGUAGAAGAUAUCAUUAGUGCUGAAUUCAUUCAUAAGCUUGAAUCCCUUCUUCAAAGAGCUUAUCGUCUUCAGGAGGAGUUUGAGGCCACCCUUGGGGCCUCUGAUCCUGCUUCUCUAGCUAAUGAUAUUGAUAAAAAUACAGACGUUACUGUAAAGGAUAAUACGGAUGAUUUCUGCCUUCGAGAUACAUUAAGCAUUGCAUCAACAGACUCCUUUGUUUCCACAGCUGAGCUUACAGAGCACAGAGAGACUCGUAACACGUAUGGUCUAGAUUCCCUUUGCCAUUGCCCAUUGUAUGAAGAAGCUAUGCACUUAGCAGAAGAAGGCAAAAUUUAUUCACGAGUGUUAAGGACUGAAAUGUUUGAAUGUCUAGGAGACAGUGACUUCCUUGCUAAGCUUCAUUGUAUUCGACAGGCUUUUCAGAUAAUUCUUUCGGAAACAUCAAACAGAAUAUUUCUUGCUGAAAGUGGAAGAAAAAUUUUGUCUGCUUUAAUUGUGAGAGCACGAAAGAAUCCAAAGAAAUUUGAAGAUGUCUUUGACGAAAUGAUAUAUUUUUUGGAACAAACAGAUCACUGGGAUAAUACUGAAAUGGAACUUGCUGCUAGAGGAGUGAAAAACCUGAAUUUUUAUGAUGUUGUUCUGGACUUCAUAUUAAUGGAUUCAUUUGAAGAUUUAGAAAAUCCACCAAUUUCUAUACAGAAUGUAGUAAAUAACCGCUGGCUGAAUUCCUCUUUUAAAGAAACAGCUGUAGCUUCAAGCUGUUGGUCAGUACUGAAGCAGAAAAGACAGCAAAUGAAGGUGCCUGAUGGAUUUUUUGCACAUUUCUAUGCUAUAUGUGAACAUAUAAGCCCUGUUUUGGCAUGGGGCUUUUUGGGCCCUAGAAAUUCCCUUUAUGACCUAUGCUGCUUCUUCAAGGAUCAAGUGCUUUUCUUCCUCAAAGACAUUUUUGAUUUUGAAAAGGUGAGAUACUCAACUAUGGAGAGUUUGGCUGAAGAUCUGAUGCAAUUAUUAAUCCGACACACUGAACUUUUAAUGGCCUAUCUUGGAGCAGAUUCACUAAGACAUGUCGGUGCUUGCGUAAGUGGUCAUGGCCAUGUCAUGACCAGUGGGCUCUUAGAAGCAAAAGUACAGUAAGCUUAAAGUCCAUGACAAACGAAAUGGAGUGCGCUUUGACAUACUCCUUCCCACCUUUCUCUCUAACACCGAAGCUAUCGUUGCUGUUACUGAGCAAGCAUCUGAAAAUGUAUUGUGUCGCUAAGUAUGGAAAAGGACUCAGGGAGGUUAAAUGUAUGAAAUGUCUGCAAAAAGAACUGGUGAGCAUAUUACUGUAUAUACCUAAAUUAAAUUUGCAGCUCAGCUGUCACUGUAUUUAUACUUAAUGUAUCCCAAAGCUUUCUUCUGUAAUAUUUGGGUAAACUUUAUUUAUGAAGUACUGUACUUUUGCACAGAUAAUUUGUAAGUGAAGCUGAUGGAGUUGUUUCCUUUAAAGGCUUAUAGUACAAAAUGUUCAUUACAGAGUCUCCAAAUCGUCGUGUGUCUAGAUCUAGAAGGUGUUUUGACUGGGGUAUGUGCAGUCUCUGAUUCAUGUGACACAUGCAAUAAAGUAAUCACACUCACAAAAUUGAACAUGUUGCCACUGCCCUGAAAUGACAUUUGUGUGGGUGUAAGCAGUCAUUUGUACUACAGUGUGAUACAGCAAUGCAGGAAACGCAGGCACCGUUUGGGCAGGAAUGACUUCCAGUGUGCAUUUUUUACUUUAGUUUGUUUUGAAAUAUCUAAACAUCAUGAAGGUGUUUUAGAGCAUUAUUUAUAUUUGAAAAGCUAUGCUAGCUUCAUCAAUUAAUUUAAAACUUUUCCUUUUCUAAAACUCUUACUACUUUAUAUGGUGGUGGUAAAUAAACUAAUACCAUUCUCAGUUCAUAUGUAGCAUUUCAAAAUAUAUUUUUAAAUAAGGAUGUAUGAUGAGAUUUGUUAAUCAUGAAACAAAACUGAAGACAGUGUUUUAUAAUUAAAAGCAUUUCCGUCUUCCUCCCUUCCUUGUAGGAAGUCAGGUGUCUAUUUAAGAGGAAAUUUAAGUGAUUGUGGCCAUCUGUGUGCAAUGCAAAUCAGUGGCUCAGGAUAUGGAACCCUGAACUUUAGAUAGGAGCACAGCACAGCGAGAAGGCGUGAGGGAACUCGCAGUAACCUUUUUUCCUGUGCGAGAGGUAACAAAUAAUGAUGAUCUAUAAUCUUUGAAUUUCUGUAAACUGAAACAAUGUCUCAUAGUUAGCUUAGGCUUUUAAACUACACUCGUGUAUGCUUUGCUGCACAAAGCCAGCCCACAAGAAUCUAUCCUGUGUCAAGUAAUACAGAGUAAGUAAUUACAGAGUAAUUCUAAAUAUUCAGAUACUUGAGAAGCAUGUUGUUAAAAUCUAGCAUAUUGAAACAAACAUCGAUUAGAAACAUUUCAAUUUUUGUUGCAAACACAACCCAAAACGAUGAUAUUUCAAACCUGUUCCGUAGGUUUUACUGAAGCCGAUAUUUUGCUCCUUUGUUGUACUCAUAAAUAUAAAAAUGAUGAAAAUGUGUCAUAUGACUUAUGUGAAAUGCCAAUUGAUUAUAGUUUAUUUCAAAAAAAAGAAAGUAUAAUUCUACGUAUAAUAAAACAGAAAUUCCAAAUGCUGCUGUUGGCCUGUUUCCACCAUUCAAGCUGCUGAACUUGGCAGCAUGUUCCAUGCUAUGCUUUUUUCUCUGCAAAGUAUGCCUUCAAUACCAGAGCGUGAAGUUCUUUUCACCCAUCUCACUUAGCUUAAACAUGCAUAUCUCCCCCGAUCAUACUGCUCAAAAGUAUCUGUAUUAUGGCAGCUUUUUGCAAGUCUAUGAAUGAAGUUAAAUGGAACAAUAAGGUGUCUCUUUGGGUUCAGAAUCAAUAGGAAUAGCUGGAAACAGAAGUAACCGAGUAAACGACAUGUUCCACAGCAAAUGUACUACCUGGAGGUGGCAAUGUGUCAAAGGAAACUGUCUGCUGUGGUUUGUCUAGUCUAAAAAAAUGAUAUGAAGAAAGUGAUGCCUUAACAUUCAUCACAGAAAAACAGAAAUGCACUUUUUCACAGGAGUAAAUGUGUAUUUGAGUUAUUUUCAUAUUACUUAUAAAAAGCUCUUGAAGAAAGCGCAACAGCAUUGCACAUGAGAUUAUAAAUGUUUCCAGAUAAUUUAAAAGUCGAUCUUCUGUCAAAACUGGAAGGAAUUUUUUAAACAGAAGAAUGAAAAAGGUCUAAUGAAACACUAAAAUAUUUAGAAAAUGGGUAAGAACCUGAUAAUACCUGGCUUAAACAAAUGUAUCCCUUUAAUCAGGAGCAAUCCCAUGCACUCAUAGAGCUCUCAAAAGUCCAUAGAAUCGGGUUGGAAAUUGGAUGGAUAUAUUUCCCAUCCAAAAUAAGAAUUACAGUAUCUGAUUGCUGUAAGAUACCACCAACAAAUAUUUGAUUCAGGAACAGUUAGGAAGAAAGAAAGAGGAAGAGGGAAGUGUGCAGGUACACAUGGACAGGCUUUUGAUCUCCUCUGGGUCUCUUUGGACCUUUUCCCAAAAAACACUUGCAUACGUACUGCCUUUCCUAACUCCGGAGAGAGCGCUAUACGUUUCAGUGGGAGAUAGCUGUCCCCUUGUAACACAGCCCUGGAAUCAGGUCUGUCAGAACCUAAGGUUUGUACCCCUUAGCUAGAAGGUGCGUAAAGUUAUUCUUUAUCUGUUGAUAAUCAGCCAUACGGCUUAAGAAUUUCACAAGUCCACCAUCUUUGAAAACACACAUGCCAGAGCUGCACCAAAGCAGUGAUAGCAUGAUGCAAUUCUACUUUAGUUUUCAUAAUCAAAAUUGGAAUUUAGUUUAUAAUCUCUAAAUUUUUAAAUAGUUUUGAAUGCCUCUUUCAUGCUAAUAAGAACAAGCUAAAUUUAAAAGCCAUCCUCUUCUGCCAUAACUGUACUAGGAUCAGAAAUGUUGGAUGUAUAAAGAUUAUACAAGAAUCAAAUAUUUAUAUCAUUUGUAAUUUAGUUGUAAUAAUAAUCUCACUUUUAAUGUGUUCUUAGUGACUAUUAUACUUCACUUUUGUAGUCUUUGGUUUCUGUCAAACUAAACAUGUCAAAUCAAGUGAGAGUAAGUGUAUUUGUGAACUUUCUAUUGCCUGAAUGAACUGCAGUUGUGUAUAUUAAAUAAAAUAAUUCAGUGAAACAA